AGAGCAAAAACCAAGCAAUGAGGUUGAAGGAAUUGUCCGUAGCACUUUGAGACAGGAUUGUAUCGAGGCACAGCUCUGGGGAAGGGUACCAAAACAUUUCUACAGCAUUGAAGGUCCCCAAGAACACAGAGGCCUCCAUCAUUCUUAAAUUUAAGUUUGGAACCAAGAAGACUCUUUGGCUGCCCUGCCAAACUGAGCAAUCGUGGGAGAAGGGCCUCAGGGAGAUGACCAAGAACCCGAUGGUCACUCUGACAGAGCUCCAGAGUUAGUCUGUGAAGAUGGGCAACCUUCCAGAAGGACAACCAUCUCUGCAGCGCUCCACCAAUCAGGCCUUUAUGGUAGAGUGACCAGACGGAAGCCACUCCUCAGUAACAAAGCUCCGUUGUCAUGAGUCUGCGCAACACUGCCAGGACCUAGGAUCAAAGGAGACACUCAAGAAGAAGUGUGAGGCUUCUUACCGGAGGGUACUAUAACCACUCCUCCAAUGCCAAGUCCUCCAACGACCAGACCUACUCAAGCUUCUCCUACAGGGAGAGCCCAGUGAAGAAGUGGGUGUGACACACACACACACACACACACACCAGGAGGUUGAUGGCACCUUAAUUGAGGAGAACGGGCUCAUCGUAAUGGAAUACAUGGAAUGAUCAUCCAACUCAUCAAACACAGGGUUUCCAUGUGGUUGAUACUAUUCCAUUCACUUCAUUUCAGCCAUUAUUAUGAGCUGUCCACCCCUCUGCAGCCUCCUGUGAUGUACACAGCUAUGUACCGCAAACUCCUGUGUGUGUGUGUCAUGAAAUCUACCCCAAUCCCAGAAUUAUUACUUUUUAGUGUAGCAUCUAUUUGGCCUCUAAUUAAAUCUCUCUAUUUGGCCGAAUUUGUGUGGUUUGAUUAUUGUUCUAAUACUGCUGUGAUUAAAUCAGAUUUUAUCAACCAAAGCCCCAAAAUAUGCUAAUUCCACUUUAUCUGCUGACGCAGCCAGGUGGGUGAUUUUUCAUUCGGACUCGCUAUUGUUAAUAAUACAGAUUACUCAUUCAUGUGUGAUUUACAUGUGGCUUUAUGUGGCUGGCUGGCUGUCUUUUCAGAGUUAGUGAAAAGAAGGUGUUGUGCCUGUCAGGGUCUUUCAGCGGUGGAGGAACAGUUUCCUCUGCAUCAUAGCCACAGAGGAACAGUUUCCUCUGCAUCAUAGCCACGGAGGAACAGUUUCCUCUGCAUCAUAGCCACAGAGGAACAGUUUCCUCUGCAUCAUAGCCACGGAGGAACAGUUUCCUCUGCAUCAUAGCCACGGAGGAACAGUUUCCUCUGCAUCAUAGCCACGGAGGAACAGUUUCCUCUGCAUCAUAGCCACGGAGGAACAGUUUCCUCUGCAUCAUAGCCACGGAGGAACAGUUUCCUCUGCAUCAUAGCCACGGAGGAACAGUUUCCUCUGCAUCAUAGCCACGGAGGAACAGUUUCCUCUGCAUCAUAGCCACGGAGGAACAGUUUCCUCUGCAUCAUAGCCACGGAGGAACAGUUUCCUCUGCAUCAUAGCCACGGAGGAACAGUUUCCUCUGCAUCAUAGCCACGGAGGAACAGUUUCCUCUGCAUCAUAGCCACGGAGGAACAGUUUCCUCUGCAUCAUAGCCACGGAGGAACAGUUUCCUCUGCAUCAUAGCCACGGAGGAACAGUUUCCUCUGCAUCAUAACCAUGGGGCCAACAAAGGACUGAUCUUAGUCAUGCACAGCACAGAGCACUGCCUGCCUGUCUGUCUGUUCAUCCAUAUAGCACUAUGCCAGUGAAGCCUUGCUUGAUAUUGUCAUGAGAUCUCCUUGAAAACCCCUAAUUAUUCACGAUGACCUACCCACACGUGUCCAGGAAACCUUGAGGAUCUAUUACCAAAGGUAACCUACACAUGCAUGAGCAAACACACACACUACGGGCUCGAGUGGUAGAAGUCAAAUAUCAGUGAACACAACCUGCGAACACAAUCUCCUUGCAGACUGUUGUCAUGGAAACAUUGAUGAAAUGCACAAACAAAUGUCUUUUAGCCUGUAUAUUUCACCCCUCUACUGCCAUUUCACCUCUCCAAGGGCCCUGCUUAAUUCUAGGGCUGUAAAUAGAAAGAGUAGUUUGGCCGUUCUGCUUUCAAUAAAAAAAAACAUGAUGAUGCUCUCUCAGGUGACAGUAUGUCAAUCACAGGAGGUUGGUGGCAUCUUAAUUGGGGAGGACGGGUUCGUGGUAAUGGCUGGAGCGGCAUCGGUGAAAUGGUAUCAGAUACAGGACACCAAACACAUGGUUUCCAUUUUUUCCAGGUGUUUGGUGCCAUUCCAUCUGCGCCGCUCCGUCCACUACUAUGAGCCGCCCUCCCCUCAGCAGCCUCCACUGACAUCCAUCCAUAACAGACACGUUUAAUGAGAUAGACAGGGCAGAAGUGAAGUGCCCCUCUGUAGGUCUCUCUCCUGGUGAGUGCAGCUGUUUAAAUGCAGACCCCCAAAAGGACAAGCCGGGACAACGCUGUAAUGGUGGCAAUAGAGCGUGGACAGAAUACAUUUUAUAUGAGUCUGAAUUGACCGUCGUUUAUCUACAGCUGGUACGUAGAUGCCACAAUUAUUAUCCCCCCCCCCUUCUUUUUGUCAUUCUUCCGCUAUUUCUCAUCUCCUCCCUUGCCUCAUCACAUCAAUCUCUCUCUCUCUCUCUUUCACCCUCUCUCUCCCCUUCUCUCUGUUCUCCUGAGCAGCUCGCAGGCAAGCGAUUGAUUGCUUCCCAGACCUGACUAACGUCACAGCUGUUACUCUCUCUCUCACACACACACUCACUCAAUCACUCACUCAAUCACUUACACACACUCGCACAGAGAAAGAAAGAGGCACACACACACAUCCUCCUAACUAUCUUCUCACACGUUUCCAGGUACACAGUCAUACACACAGCACUGUCCUCCUCUCACAAACUGGAUAGUUCCUGCAAGAUUUCUACAGUGUUUACGAAGUGUCAAGGAGCGCUGCUGCCUGCUGCCGGUAGACUGACCACUGCUCUGUCUGAGUGUCUGAGAUCCAGACCUACCUGUGCAGGUUGACUCCCCAAGCCAGAGAGCGAGAGAUCAUGGAGGGGGAGGAAGGUGUGAUAGGGGACCCUCCCGAGCCGGGAAACCCCCUCCUCCAGGCCGUGUUCCUCUGCCGCCUGCGCCUUACACGUCUCCUUUUGGAGGGUGGAGCCUACAUCAAUGAGAGCGACGGGCGUGGCCAGACGGCCCUGAUGGUGGCCUGUAAGACGCGGCACGCCGACAGGCAGAGCGCCAGCCGCACCCGCAUGGUCCAGUACCUGCUGGAGAGCGGAGCCGACCCCAACAUCCAGGACAAGGCGGGCCGCUCAGCCCUGAUGCAUGCCUGCCUGGAGAAGGCUGGGGCCGGGGUGGUGUCCCUGCUCCUGGCCAGUGGAGCGGACCCGGGCCUGGAGGACCAUUCUGGGAGCUCAGCGCUGGUCCACUCGGUCACGGCCGGCGACAAGGAGGCUCUGAAGGUACUGCUGGACACCUGCAAGGCCCGAGGGAAGGAAGUGAUCAUCAUUACCACCAACACACUCCCCUGUGGGACGUCCAGGACCAAACAGUACCUCAACGUGCCCCCUCUCACCCCCCUUGACCAGGGGGGAGGGCUGCACCUGACGGCUGCUCCUCCUUGCGCCUCACCCUCUGAGAUCCAGCUCCUCACCUCCCCUCAGUGCACCUCCUCCUCCUCUCAUCCUCCUCACCAAGUCUUUAACUUUAAGGAAGACCAGUGUUCUGGGUGUGAGACAGUCAGCUCCCAGCCUGACCCCCAGUCACAUGCUCCCGUUCUGGAGCAGAGCAGGGUGGAAAGGCUGAUGCAGCCCCUCCAGAGGCUGAACUCAGAGCCCUGGCUGAGGAUUCCUGCCACUCUACUGGCCCUGCAACCUGACGCUGCUCCCUCGUCCUCAGAUGACCUCCCAGACAUCAGCCCAGAGGAGGAACUCUCCCUCAUGACCAGCAGGUUGGGCUGGAACAACUACGACAACAGCGCCCCUAUCUGGUACAACUGCAGUACUGACCUGGAUAACAACACUUCUAAUGUUAUUAGCUUUAGCAAGUCUGAGGGGAGGUUGAAUGAGGAAGAGGUAGGGGAAAGGGAUCAGAGGGAGGAGGAAGAGGGGCUGUUGGUGCGUAAGUUGUCCUUUGCCGGCCUCUCUUCGCCACACUCUGCCUCCAACCCAAACCUCCACUCAUACAGCAUCGGGACAGGCCAAGGUCCCCCUUACCCAUCUUUCUCCACUGGUACCAAACUCCGCGGCUGCCCCCUCCCCCUUCCUAUGUCCAGCCUGCGCAGCAUCAUCCAGAGACGCCACCUGGGUGCCGACCACUACAACUCUGACCCCCAGCUGGCUGUGCCUACCGGGGGCUUCCCCGAGGAGGGCCGAACCCCGCUGGAUAGCAGGAGACAGGCCACUUCCCGCUCCUCCACCCUUCUGACCUCCAGGGAAUCACUGGUGGCCCCAAACCUGACCAAGAGAGCCCUCUCUGGGCUGGAGCGUCAGGGCUCAGGGGCCCUCCUCCUGGGCCACAUCUCCCAGACCCGCCCAGGUUGCCUGCCGCCCCUGAACUCUCACCACCACACCCCCAUCCCUCACAUCGUUGGAGUCGCCAACCCCAGCCCCUGUGUCCUGGGCAGCAGUCCCAGCAGUAGGGCUGUCUGCCGGGAGGUAGCAGGCCUGAGGCCCCUCCUCCCCUCAGCUCCCUCCGGCCUCCCCAGAGACCUGAGGACCAGGAGGAUGCUGCUGAGGAGACACUCCAUACAGACAGAGCAGAUCAAGUAGCUGGGAGACUUUGAUGGGAUGUUUGGCCACUGAGAUCCAGCAGUGUCUGAUAAACCAGUUUCUCAAUAUUGAUCCUGGGGACACAUGAGUGGAGCCUAUAUCUGCUAACUUAAAGGCAUUGAAAAACACCUACAGUGCAUUCGGAAAAUAUUCAGAUCCUUUUAUAUUUUUCACAUUUUGUUACGUUACAGCCUUAUUCUAAAAUUAUUAAAUU
This is a messenger RNA of Oncorhynchus kisutch (coho salmon), 5018 nucleotides long. Its product is annotated as ankyrin repeat domain-containing protein 34A-like. NCBI's taxonomy places the organism in Eukaryota, Metazoa, Chordata, Actinopteri, Salmoniformes, Salmonidae. Bases 3080 to 4804 code for a protein of 574 amino acids. The record is from RefSeq and is a predicted model, not a curated record. Gene Ontology annotation, molecular function: protein binding. The transcript is spliced from 3 exons.